This is a messenger RNA of Hippopotamus amphibius kiboko, 3811 nucleotides long. It is a transcript of the gene CSGALNACT1, whose product is annotated as chondroitin sulfate N-acetylgalactosaminyltransferase 1. Gene Ontology annotation, molecular function: glucuronosyl-N-acetylgalactosaminyl-proteoglycan 4-beta-N-acetylgalactosaminyltransferase activity. NCBI's taxonomy places the organism in Eukaryota, Metazoa, Chordata, Mammalia, Artiodactyla, Hippopotamidae. The transcript is spliced from 10 exons. The record is from RefSeq and is a predicted model, not a curated record. Gene Ontology annotation, cellular component: Golgi cisterna membrane. Bases 624 to 2198 code for a protein of 524 amino acids.
GCCGCGCGCGGUCCCCUGACCCCACCUGAGCCGCGGUUUCCGUGCGGAUGCAGAGCCCAGGCCCCAGCGAGGGAGGGAGCCGCGCGGCAGCGAGCGGCGGGCACCCUUCUUCGCUGUGAAGUUUGCUCUUUGGGUUCCUUUCCAAGAAGGAGAGAAGUCAAGAUAUUUUUUUACCCAGUGGAAGAAUGAUGUAGUUUCAUCCUAACCUUCUUAUACUUCCAGUGCUGGCCACAAAGGGAGUACAAGUGUGAUCCGAUCAUAGCCAGAGUUUAAAAUUCUGACCCCUCAAGAGGGGAAGCAGAGGAAAGCUGUGCCCCUCUCUGACCCAAGGCUGAAAGGUCCCCUCUGGAAGGCUAUGAUGGGAAGGAGCCUGACGACUUGGACGGUUCCCCAGACUUGCCGUUGCCUCUGCCCGGAAGUCCAUCCUUCGGAGGACAGGAAACUGCUGCUCGAGGUGGUGGGCUCCCAGGAGCAAGACGUGGUGUAGAAGGAAAUGGAUGAGAGCGGCUCGGGGGCCCCCAGACGCGUGCUCCCUGUGGACUAGUCCAGGGGCGCCCCUCGCGGGCCGGGCGCCUGGGACGAAGGCGGCGGCUGCCGCACGCAUGGCUGACUCCUGAGCGAGGAUGGUGCGCCGGGGGCUGCUCGCGUGGGUCUCCCGGGUGGUGGUCUUGCUUGUGCUCCUCUGCUGCGCCGUCUCCGUCCUCUACAUGCUGGCCUGCACCCCGAGAGGCGACGAGGAGCAGCUGGGGCUGCCCAGGGCCAACGGCCCCACGGGGAAGGACGGGUACCAGGCGGCGAUGCAGGAGUGGGAGGAACAUCACCGAGACUACAUCGGCAGCCUCAAGAGGCAGAUCGCGCAGCUCCAGGAGGAGCUGCAAGAGAGGAGCGAGCAGCUCAGGACCGCGCAGCACCUGGCCGGGGACCCCGCGGGCCCCCCCGGGAGGGCCCAGGCCGACCUGCUGGCCUUCCUGCGCUCCCAGGUGGACAGGGCGGAGGUGCACGCCGGCGUCAAGCAGGCCAGCGAGUACGCGGCGGUGCCCUUCGACAGCUUCACCCUGCACAAGGUGUACCAGCUGGAGACGGGCCUGACCCGCCACCCCGAGGAGAAGCCCGUGCGCAGGGACAAGCGGGACGAGCUGGUGGAGGCCGUCCAGGCGGCGGUGGAGGCCCUGAACAGCCCGGCUGAGAGCAGCCCCGACCAGCGUCCUUACACGGCCUCGGACUUCAUCGAAGGCAUCUACCGUACAGAGAAGGAUAAAGGCACUCUGUAUGAGCUCACGUUCCGAGGGGACCACAAGCACCAGUUCCGACGCCUCGUCCUGUUCCGCCCAUUCGGCCCCAUCAUGAAGGUGAAGACGGAGGAGCUGCACAUGGCCAGCACGCUGGUUAACGUGAUCGUGCCGCUGGCCAGGAGGGUGGACACGUUCCGGCAGUUCAUGCAGAAUUUCAGGGAGACCUGCAUCCAGCAGGACGGGAGGGUGCACCUCACCGUCGUGUACUUUGGGAAAGAAGAAAUGAGUGAGGUCAAAGGGAUACUGGAAAACACUUCCAGAGCCGCCAACUUCAGGAACUUCACCUUCAUCCAGCUGAACGGGGAGUUCUCUCGGGGGAAGGGGCUGGACGUGGGCGCCCGUUCCUGGAGGGGAAGCAACGUGCUGCUGUUCUUCUGCGACGUGGACAUCUACUUCACCUCCGAGUUCCUCAACACCUGCAGGCUGAACACGCAGCCAGGGAAGAAGGUAUUUUAUCCAGUCCUUUUCAGUCAGUACAAUCCUGGCAUAAUAUACGGCCAUCACGACGCGGUCCCUCCCUUAGAACAGCAGCUGGUCAUUAAGAAGGAAACUGGAUUCUGGAGAGACUUCGGGUUCGGGAUGACGUGCCAGUACCGAUCCGACUUCAUCAACAUAGGUGGCUUUGACCUGGACAUCAAAGGCUGGGGCGGUGAGGACGUGCACCUCUACCGCAAGUACCUGCACAGCAACCUCAUCGUGGUGCGGACGCCCGUGCGGGGCCUCUUCCACCUCUGGCACGAGAAGCGCUGCGUGGACGAGCUGACACCCGAGCAGUACAGGAUGUGCAUGCAGUCCAAGGCCAUGAAUGAGGCGUCCCACGGGCAGCUGGGGAUGCUCGUCUUCAGGCACGAGAUAGAGGCCCACCUCCGCAAACAGAAACAGAGGGCAAGCAGCAAAAAGACCUGAAUGCCCAGGGGCCCACGGAGGGGAGACGGCUUAUUUUUGUCCUUUUGCAGUUACCGAGUGACCUUCCUUGUGGCUGCUGCAAGGAAAAGAUUUCCCUGAAGGGCAAGAAAAGAAUUUUGACUGAUGGGUAAAACAGAUGAGGGGAGAGAGCCUCCUGUGUCUCUCUGCCUGUUUCGCUUACGCAACAGGAAUCAAAAACACCCCACUUAGCCUGCAGAAGCAGCCCAAACGCAGCACGCGUGCGGUGUCUUGCAGAGGCGGCCCGAUUGUGAGAUGGUGAGCCUUGUGGCAUGUUUACAGCAAAGCGAAGCGACACCGUGUUGUUUUCUCGGCUUAUUGAAAUAUUCAUGAAGGAAGACCGGUUUUGUAAAAAGUUCAUUAGAAUGGAAGGCCAGCACAGCCCUCCCCAUCUGAGCGGUUAUCAGUGGGGCUCUCAUGUCUGGGAUGCUGAAGUAUCAGGGGGCUGGCAGGGAGCCCGUGUGAAAUUCAGAGAUGCACUCAUUGUGAUCUUUGUGGGUGUAUUAAGCAAAACCAAAUGGACUAAAAAUGAAAAAAGCCGAUAGCUAUUGUAUCAUCUCCCUGCAAGAUUAACCAGAAAUAACCUGCUCAUCUUUUUGGUUGUAGUUUUAACCAUCUCUUAAUUUCAUUUAAAAUGCACUUGUUUGGCUUAUGCGUUAUAAUCUGCUUAUUUAAUUACCCGUUUGCAAGCCUUACUAAGAGAGCACAAGUUAGCUGCAUUUUUAUAUUUUUUGAGAAGAUACUUUGCGCUGCAUCAUGAGAGCUUUCAGUUCAGAGCAUCAGAUUGUCAUCCACCUCCAAGGAUGUGGCAGACGCUGACCCCGCAGGCGCUGGGCGGCACUGGACAGCAGACGGUCAUCGUGGGGAAGGCGUGGCCUGGGGCUGCUGGCCGAACGAGACACACGGAUACUUUAUCUGAAGAGUAUUUCUGAAGAGGAGCAACUUGAACGCUGGAGGGAAAGGAAAAUGUACUUUGUACCUUGGCAGAAAAGGAAACUCGUUCAGACGGGUGAUAGAAGUCAGAAACACAUUUUCUCCUCAGGGGAACUGGGGACCACUUUCUUACCUGUUUAAAUAAACCAAAGCAGACUGUGUGAACUACACGUUCUCUUUUCCAAGCAGGGUGCUCUUCCUGGCUUCCGGCCUCCACGAGAAGACACGCAGGAAAAUGUCUUCUGUGAAAUGUGCCUCCACCUGCCAGCAUCCAGCAGGGUGGAGGAUUUUGCUGUGCGUUCGUUCAUCCACCCCGGCCGAGGGGCAGUAACUUCAUUAUUUUUUAAAUGAAGCUGUUCUACUCGGUCACCAAGAUGCUUCUGAAAGUCGCAUUUUAUUACAGUUUCCCGCUAUUUAAAAAAAAUAAACGCAGUUAACAUUGAGUGGUUUCUACAUUCAUGUGAAAAUUAUUUAUUUUUCAGCCAGCACCAGACUCAUGAGCUAAUUAUCGCUCCGGUUCCUCGCCUCCUGUUUGCCCACAGUCGACUCGUUGUUUAAAAGCUUCAACAACGUUCAAGCUGUUGGUGUGUUUAAAAAAAAAAUGCAUUGUAUUGAUUUGUACUGGUAGUUCAUAAAAUUUAAUUAAAAGCCAGGACAUGAAU